Molecule: messenger RNA, 3758 nt
Organism: Zonotrichia leucophrys gambelii
Lineage: Eukaryota; Metazoa; Chordata; Aves; Passeriformes; Passerellidae
Product: acyl-CoA dehydrogenase family member 11-like
Exons: 15
Coding region: 110-2035 (641 amino acids)
Molecular function (GO): acyl-CoA dehydrogenase activity
Source: RefSeq, a predicted model, not a curated record
AAGAAUAAUUUCACAACACACAAACAAACCAGGACUGUGCUGCUGCCGGGCGAGGAAGGGUGUCUGCAAACAAGAGCUGUGUGCGUGACCCCCAGGGCUGUGCUGGAUCAUGUUUGCCUGUCGUUUGCCCUGGUGGAGAUCCAGUGUCACCUGCAAGUCGUGGCAAUCAGGUCACUUUGUGCCUUGGGGCAGCUGCCAAAUGCUGACUGUUAAAGGAGUCAACACGACUGUGGGGCAGGAGCAACAGGCCGGCAUGAAGGAAAAACAAAUGUUAGAAGAUUCGGAAAUGCACCUCACAAGGAGAGACGCAGAGGCCCUCUUCCAAGAGCAGCCUAAGACUGGGAACCCGUACUUGGAAGACACUUUGCUUCAGAGUUACUUGAAAACACACCUUCCUCUCAAGGUCCUGGAGGAGAUGCAUCAGAACCUGGAGAGGUUUGGAAAGCGGCUGCUGAACGAGAUCCAGCCUCUGGGCUGGGAAUGUGAGCUGAACCCCCCCGUGUUCCGGCAGUUCGACGCCUGGGGGCGGCGCGUGGAUCACAUCCACACCUGCUUGGCGUGGAGGAGGAUGAAGGAGAUUUCAGCGGAAGAAGGGCUGAUUGCUGAGGCCUAUGAGAGAAGAUACACCCACUGGAGCCGCCUGUACCAGGCUGUCAAACUGUACUUGUUCUCAAGCUCCUCUGGAGGUUUCAGCUGUCCACUGGCCAUGACUGAUGGGGCAGCCAAAGUCAUUGAGUCACUGGGGAUUCCUGGGUCUCUGAAAAAUGCCUUUAACCGUCUGACAUCCCGUGACCCUGAGAUGUUCUGGACCUCUGGCCAGUGGAUGACGGAGCGAAGGGGUGGCUCCGAUGUCGCAAAUGGCACUGAGACCGUGGCCAGGAAGCAGCCGGAUGGCUCCUAUCGUCUGUAUGGGUUUAAGUGGUUCACAUCAGCAGCUGAUUCUGACAUGGCACUGACCCUGGCCAGGAUAGCAGAUGCUGAAGGACAGUGUACCCAGGGCUCCAGAGGCCUGUCCUUGUUCUUCCUGAGGGUUCGGGAUGAGCAGGGGAAGCUGAACAACAUCCAGGUGCAAAGGCUGAAGGACAAGCUGGGCACGAGGCAGAUGGCAACAGCAGAGCUGUGGCUGCAAGGAGCCAGAGCAGAGCUGAUCUCUGCAGAGGGCCGGGGAGUGGCUGCCAUCUCCAACAUGCUGAACAUCACUCGGAUCCACAACGUCAUUGGGGCAGUGGCUGCCAUGAGAAGGAUGAUCAGUCUGAGCAGGGACUACGCCUGCAAGCGCGUGGCCUUCGGGAAGCUGCUCAAGAACCAUCCCCUGCACGUGCAGACAAUGGCCCGGAUGGAGGUGCAGGUGAGAGGGGCGUUCCUGCUGCUCAUGGACAUCGUUCGCCUGCUGGGCCUGACUGAAACCAACCUGGCCAGUGAGCAGGAGCAGCUGCUGCUGAGGCUGCUCAUCCCAGUGGCCAAGCUGUACACAGGGAAGCAGGCUUCUGCCGUGGCUAUUGAGGCAAUGGAGAGUUUUGGGGGCCAGGGUUACAUGGAGGACACAGGCUUGCCAGUCAUACUCCGGGAUGCUCUGGUGCUGUCCAUAUGGGAGGGAACCACCAAUGUCCUGUCCCUGGAUGUGCUGCGGUCCCUGGCCAAGAGCCAAGGGCAGGUGAUGGCUGUGUUCCUGUCCACAGUGAAGAAAAAGCUGGAGCUGGCUUCAGGCAUUAAGGAGCUGUCCCCAGCGGCACAGAGGGCACAGGAAGCCAUCGGGAGCCUCCAGCAGUUCAUGACAAACAUGGGCAUAGGGCGGGCACUGAGCAUGGAGCUGGCAGCCAGGGACUUCUCCUACAGCCUGGCACGGAUCUACACAGGAGCUCUCCUCAUGGAACACGCGGCUCGGCCCGGCGCUUCCCCCACAGACACCUGCGCUGCCCUGAGGUGGUGCCACCAGGAGCUGUGCCCGGUGGCCGCGGAGUCAGCGAGGGGCAGCUACGGGGACAAGGCCGUGGUGCAGGACAGCACCCUGGUGUUCGGGAGCAGCCGGCUCUGAGCACCGACACCAGUGCUGACCACAGACUUCCACCCCGGGGUGGGGUUUGCUCCAGGGGCAGCCUUUCCACCCACUGUGGCUGGGAACGUUGACCUCCUCAGGAACUGCAGCUUUCUGAAGAUAAAAGGGAUUUUUAUUCUCUCUGGCCUCCAGAAAGUUGAUUAAUUCCCUAUGCACGUGUCCUAAUGAUGCUGCAAUCCAUCCUGACAUAAAUUCUACAUAAGUUUUGGACUGAAAUCCAGUAAUUCUCCACCUAAGCACUGGCUGUGGGCCUCUCCUUCCCCUCAGCCCAUCAGUCGACCUGCUUGGUACUGCCCUGCUGGCUACAAGUUUUUAAUUAAGAAGUUGCUAAUAGAAGAAGAAAGGCACUAAUAGACUGAAGACAGCUGGAAUUUAUGGCUGGGAAAUGCUGCAGCAGCCAGACACUGAGUGGGAAGAGGGGGAAGGAGCUGUGUGUGAGAUUGGAGUCAUCCAGAGUUUCAGAGAUGGCAGAGCCAGGAGGACACAAAGGGAGGCCCUGGGGAGGAGCAGAGUGGAGCAAUCCCAACAGCAGGGGAGGCUCCAUGGGCUCCCUGUGUCCUGGCACUGGGAUCACAGCCUGAGCCAGGCACAGCUUCCCUGAAACCCCCCAAAUGCCAUGAACCAGCAGCAAAGGGCUUCUGUUGUCUGUGCAUUGCAGGGAAUAAAGAACAUUUGGGUUUGGAGAAUCUCCUACAUCAUGGAAUCAUGGAAUUAUGGAAUGGUUUGGGUGGGAAGGGACCUUAGAGCCCACCCAGUGCCACCCCUGCCAUGGCAGGGACACCUCCCACUGUCCCAGGCUGCUCCAGCCCCAAUGUCCAGCCUGGCCUUGGGCACUGCCAGGGAUCCAGGAUGGGCACCCUGUGCCAGGGCCUGCCCACCCUGCCAGGGAACAAUUCCCCAUUCCCAAUAUCCCAUCCAUUCUGCCCUCUGGCACUGGGAGCCAUUCCCUGUGUGCUGGCACCAGGACUCUGUCCCUGCACUUGGGUGCCAGAGAUGCCACAGGGUCGGUGCCAGGAGCUGCUGUGCCCCGGGAGCUCAGGGAGCAGGGCAGGCUCGGAGUGAGCACAGCAGCACAUCCAGCCCCAGAUGUGCCCCUGGCUCCAACAAACAGCAGGAUGUGGAUGUGGCCCAGCAGGGAAAGGCCACGGGCUGGGAGUGUUUGCAGGGCUGAUCAGCACCUGGGAUCCCCUGCUCUCCCUCAGGGCUCAUCUCCAACUGCUGCCAGUCCAGGGUUCCCCUUUCCCAGCCUAUUUUACAUUUCUGAACACCAGGAUUAAUUUUUCCUCAUACAUGAGCUGUAAUUUGCCUAAAAUAAGCCCCUCGAACUGGGAGCUCAGAGAACAAGGGACUAUGAACUCAUCACUGUGUAGGAAAAUGAUAGAUUUAUUGAGAUCUAAAUAUUCACUCUGAGGCUGCAGAGGAAUAAAGGCUGUUACACACGAGGGUCUGACACUUCCAGUGCUGCUGAACAGCUCUGUCCUCAGAGCUUGGCAUGGUUUCAAAUACUUCAUGUGCUUCAAGUAAUUGAGACUUCAGAUGUCAUUUUAAUAUAAAUCCCACCCAAAAAGAGGACAAUCAAACCCAUCACCUGCUGCCACUGCAAGCUCUGAAAAUCAUUUUGUGACAGCACGACGGGAAAUUAGUUUAAAACCCAGAUUUGUUAAAUAAUAAAGUCAAACUUUAGGGGCGUUUAUAAAAUAUC